AUGGAUCCAACGAUCGAUGACUUUGUCGAUGAAAGCUUUGAGGUCGACAGGUUCGUGGUCCAGUAUCUGGGAGCUCAAGAUGACAACGACGACAACCUGGUCGGUUCCUUGAUAGGCGACGCCUCGCUGCUGGAUGCCGAGGACUUGCUCAUCAAGGUCGGCAAAUGCUGCCAGCAUGUGGAUAGUCUGAGACAAGAUGCUCGGCUGCGGCUGCAAGAAGCGUCCAAGAAUGCUGACUCGCUGUAUUGGACUCACACGAACAGGGUAAGGUCGUUGAAGGUCGAGUCGCAACUGGUUCUGGAGAGGGUGCAGAAUCUUGAGUCGGAGAUCUCCACGGUUGGCAGCAAGGCAGUGAAUGUUGGGAGGAGACUGGACCAGGUGAACAGACAAAGACGAAGAGCCCAAGAAGCAUCCAAGGCGAUCAAGAUAUACGACAAACUCUGCGGGGAGGAGGAGGACGAUGAAGUGCUGCAGAUGCUGGUUCCCAGGCAGGGAAAGCAGGACCUGAUGCACUCUGCUUUGAUGAUACGCAAGGUGGAAGCAGCUGUGAAGAGCAGCACGAGUGAAGGGCACGAGAGGGCUAAAGUAAAGCUUGAGGAGGCGAAGAAAAGAUUCGAGCACUUCACGUUGCAGUGCUUUGAUGACGCGAACGAGGUCUUCGAAGGGUCCAGAAAUCCUUCAGCCCUGCACGAGAUGAAACACAGUGCAGAAGCUCUGACAUGGUUCAAUGGUGGACAGACAAUCGUGCAACAUUACAUAGCGACGCGAAAGUUCUUCAUCGACCCAACCUACAUCCUCCAAGACAGGGCAGAGAUAGACCAGUUGGAUUCUUUGAAGUCAGCUUCAUCGAUCUUGGAUCGAAUCGUGGAUGAGUUGGUCGACUUUGCUGACCAUGAGGUCACAGUGAUCCCGCAGAUCUUCCCCAACACUGAGAGGGUGAUGAUUGCUCUGGUACAACGAAUGUGCCUUGAACGGUUACAACCGGCCAUAGAGGGAUUGCUGGACAACACGAUGGAGCAGUUUGGGCUGCAUGAUUGGCUAGAGUUGUUAGAGAACGUCGUCUGCUCAUGCCAGCGUCUUCAUCACAGCCUAGGAACAGACAAGCACGAGACUGGGGAAGUCAUGAGCCAGCAAGCCUUGGACGAGGUCAGAAACCUCAUAGAAGACUCACUACUUCAGUAUCGCGAUGCUUUCCUUGCGCGGCAGCUGGAGGCGCUCCAGGUUGACCUGCAGCGUUACUUUCCUCAGUGGACGGACGAGCAUGUCGGGAUAUUCCUCAACGACGAAUCUUCCAUGCAGCAAGGAAAGAGGGAAACUCCCCCUUCCACACAAGAGCCAGAAGCCAUGGCGCUGUCGGACGUGGCGCUCAGGUCGGACAUGCCCGAUGGCAUCGAACAGAAACGAUCCAUGCUCGUGCAUACUGCCAUGAUCGACGAUGCGCUAUCAAGAGUGGGUCAAGCUGUCAAGCGAUGUCUGAGGGUUCUGGAGGACGAGCGCAGACCGCAGGCUCUCCAGGCGCUGAUAACCGCUCUGGUGGACAAGAUGAAUGAGUUUCUCUUCUCGGCUGUGCGGUACGCGUCAUCCAUGAUCAAGCAGGAGCUGGCGGCCAACAAGGAGCCGUCGGUUGCGAUCGUGUGCUACUUUGUCGUCUACUCCUCGAAGAAGCUCCAAGACUUCUCGGCAGCUGAGGUAGUCCCCUACUCCUCGUCCGACGUCCGAGCCCAUGCAGCCAUCACAGACGUACUCUCCAAGGCGAUGACGUGGACUGAGAGCGCGACGUCUCAUCUCGCGACUACAUACGCCAAGAGCCUUCUCAGCUUCUUCGAGUCAACGUUGCAGAAACAACCGAAGACCGACUUCCUGCACGUCAAGAGCUCGGGGGAAGAGCUUGGGCAUCUCCCUACCGAUACAUGCGUGACGUGCGUCAAAACCCUACGGGUAGCGAGAGACGCGUGGCUGUACAACGGGCCAACCCCUCUGCACGGCAAGAAGACGUCCUUCGACAAAUACAAGAAGUUUGUCAGCUCAGCUGAGAGGUCCCUCGAUGUCAACACGCUGAAACUCUUCUCCUCCAUCGCAGAUCGCCUCCAUCAAACCUUCUCGCGCCACAUCUGCCGCUUCACCUAUUCGCAGGAGGGAGGUCUCCGCCUCCUCCAAGACCUCAAGCAGUAUCAGCAGAUCGUGGGAGAUCUCUUCGCUCACGGGCACGCAAAGGAGAUCGAGGAGCUCCGUGAGGCUGCCAACGUGCUCGUACUGUCCUUGCACAACGUGGAGCUGAUGGUGAAGGAGAACGCAUGGAGGGAGGAAGACAGAGAUCGUAUCAUUGACAUGAUCAUCAUGAGAUCUGACUGGUCUUCUCUUCGUCCGAAGGUGAUCCAGAAGCUACGAGCCUUUCGGCCGGAUCUCAAAUGA
This is a messenger RNA of Guillardia theta CCMP2712, 2412 nucleotides long. RefSeq names its product Sec10 protein (gene SEC10). Gene Ontology annotation, biological process: exocytosis; Golgi to plasma membrane transport. The record is from RefSeq and is a predicted model, not a curated record. Gene Ontology annotation, cellular component: cytoplasm; exocyst. Lineage: Eukaryota; Cryptophyceae; Pyrenomonadales; Geminigeraceae. The transcript has a single exon. Bases 1 to 2412 code for a protein of 803 amino acids.